GAGAGAGAGAGAGAGAGAGAGAGAGAGUUUGAGAGAGAAGCUUAGAGAAGAUCACAGUCGGUGCAUUUAUCUUCCUCUUUCUCUUUCUUUCCUUCAGUUCAUUUCUCUUAGCACACUCUCUUUCUUUUCUUCUGCAACAGGGUUUUAAGAGACUGUCUUUGUCAAUGAUAUUUUUCUUGUUUUUUUUUCCUCUAGAUAUUUGUGUAAACUAAAAGCCCUAAACUUGGCAACAGAAGUUAAUUAAUACGGAAUUAAUGGAGAACAUGAACAAGGAUCUGGAGAAAGCUGAGGCCUCUGAGAUCAUUGGCCAUAGCAGCACAGAAACAACAACGAACGAAGUACUGGACUUGAACGAGGACCUAGAAGCAGGACUGGCGGAAACUGGUGAAGAACAUGUACAAGUAGAAUGCAGAAUUUGCCAGGAGGAAGAUUUCAUGGACAAACUGGAAGCUCCUUGCCACUGCAACGGCACUCUCAAGUUUGCUCACAGGGAUUGCAUUCAAAGAUGGAUCAACAAGAGGCUAAGCAUGAUUUGUGAAAUCUGCAAACAGCCAUACCAGCAGGAUUAUACGAUGGUCCUGCCUCCACCACAAGAUGUUCAAGCCGAAGACGUCACCAUUGGCAUCAGGGAUGGCUAUUUCAACGUUAAUAACACUCCGGUGGUGGCGGCCGUGCAAGCUCAACGGGCGGCACAGAUUGACGCAGCAGCAGCAGAGUACAUGCGGCGGCAGCAGGCCUAUAAUGCUAGAGCCUUCAGUGGCAGUGCAGUGUGCCGCAUUGGAGCUGUUAUUUGCCUGGCGUUUCUGGUAGUGAAAGAUGUCUACUACUUCAUAGAAAAUGGAGAUGAAAGUGACCUCGUAACAAUCUUUUGUGUUAUGUUUGGUUUCUUUAUACCAUGCUAUCUUCUGGCAUGGUUUGCGAAAGCGUUGAACCAAAAUGAAGGGAAUUCGGCAGCUUCAGAGGUUGCAGUUGCGUCGCAGUCUAGCGUCCCCGUUGUGUCACAGUCUAGCAUGAGGUGACCAUCCACAUUGGUCGCAAAAACUACUCCAAAGUUGUAGAUUUCAGCAUUGAAUCAACAUUUGAAGUUAUGCGUUUGUAAUGUCUUGGCAAGUAAUCUGCGUAUGCGUGUGUAUGAUCGGGAUGUGUAUGUGUGCCAG
Messenger RNA from Prunus mume (Japanese apricot), 1157 nucleotides. RefSeq lists its product as uncharacterized. Lineage: Eukaryota; Viridiplantae; Streptophyta; Magnoliopsida; Rosales; Rosaceae. The record is from RefSeq and is a predicted model, not a curated record.